AGGGGGCUCCAGCUGGUGGACACGCAGCUGACAGCGCAACGAUUUUCUUAACACAGCAGCUGGAAUAAUUACAAUACGUUCAUUUUUAUUUUUUGCUAUAUUCUGACUGGAUAUCAAUAAUUUCCUUUUAUAUAUCUAAUAUGGCAGACAGCCAGGUGGAAAGCAGCGGAGAACUGAGCACCAAGGAGCUGAAGGAGAAGAAACAGACUGAAGAGACAGAGAAUGGAGAAGACUCUGCUGCCAAUGGCAAAAAUGACAAGGAAAAUGGUGAGGAAGACAAUGAGGUAGAGGAGGAUGAGGAGGAUGUGGGCGACGAAGAGGAGGAGGAUAGAGAAGGUGACGAGGAGGAUGAUGAAGAAGAUGACAUUGAUGGACCGAGGGUGAAGAGGGCAGCUGAUGACGAUGAUGAUGACGAGGAUGAGGUUGAAAGCAAGAAGCAGAAGACAGAUCAGUAGUGUCUGCAGCGCCCACUCUGCACGGAGGACGACACUAUUGAAAGACAGCCAGCAAACCUUCUACACCUCAGUCCUCCUUUCGUAACAAAAAUGUGUUUAAAAAGAAAAUUUGUUUGUAUUUUUAUUUACAUUUUAUAUUUUUGUAAAUAUUGUAAGGAGUUUGGCCAUUUUGCAAAAGUGAUCUGGGUAUACAGUGGUGCUCUGAAGACUUUUAGAUCAACAUCAACCAUCCAUACUCUGUCUCAACCACCAGCCUGUCAUUCCAACAGUACACACACACGUACUACAACUACCUUUUUUCUGUUUUUCUAAGACGUAUAGGAUGCUAGAAGUUGUGUGUUGACCUGUAGUUGCAUGGGAGUGUUAAAAUAACUCAGCUCUUUUCCCAGUGCUGGGGAUAUAUUAGUGGUAGUUUCUAUGAGAUUCCAAAGUCGUAGUUUCUCUUGUCCAUGUGUCUCUAUCUGUGUGUCUGUCAUGGCCAGAUUAUAAUUUUUUUAAAUGUCUGUGCAAUUUGGUUGAAUAAUAAAUUCAUUUGAUUUUGUUUUUA
Messenger RNA from Oreochromis niloticus (Nile tilapia), 1002 nucleotides. It is a transcript of the gene ptmaa, whose product is annotated as prothymosin alpha a. The record is from RefSeq and is a predicted model, not a curated record. Gene Ontology annotation, biological process: positive regulation of transcription by RNA polymerase II; negative regulation of apoptotic process. NCBI's taxonomy places the organism in Eukaryota, Metazoa, Chordata, Actinopteri, Cichliformes, Cichlidae. Gene Ontology annotation, cellular component: nucleus. The transcript has 5 exons. The coding region runs from base 141 to 455 and encodes 104 amino acids. Gene Ontology annotation, molecular function: histone binding.